This is a messenger RNA of Thunnus maccoyii (southern bluefin tuna), 576 nucleotides long. RefSeq names its product ribosomal protein S23 (gene rps23). Lineage: Eukaryota; Metazoa; Chordata; Actinopteri; Scombriformes; Scombridae. The record is from RefSeq and is a predicted model, not a curated record. Gene Ontology annotation, biological process: translation. Gene Ontology annotation, cellular component: ribosome; cytosolic small ribosomal subunit. The transcript is spliced from 4 exons. Gene Ontology annotation, molecular function: structural constituent of ribosome. Bases 103 to 534 code for a protein of 143 amino acids.
GUCAGGCAUUCUCUGUAGCAUCACUUGUCCGGGGUCCUCAGACUAGACAUUGCCGCGGUGCAUCCUGGGUCCUUCCUUUCCAUCCCAGACUUUGCUGCAAUCAUGGGAAAGUGUCGCGGUCUGCGUACAGCCAGGAAGCUCCGUAACCACCGCCGUGAGCAGAAAUGGCACGAUAAACAGUACAAGAAGGCCCAUCUGGGCACAGCCCUGAAGGCCAACCCCUUCGGAGGAGCCUCACACGCCAAGGGCAUCGUCCUUGAGAAAGUUGGUGUGGAGGCUAAGCAGCCCAACUCUGCCAUCAGGAAAUGCGUGAGAGUUCAGCUCAUCAAGAACGGCAAGAAGAUCACCGCCUUCGUCCCCAAUGACGGUUGCCUCAACUUCAUCGAGGAGAACGAUGAGGUUCUGGUGGCAGGAUUUGGACGUAAAGGUCAUGCCGUGGGUGACAUUCCUGGAGUUCGUUUCAAGGUGGUCAAGGUGGCCAAUGUGUCCCUGCUGGCUCUCUACAAAGGCAAGAAGGAGAGACCUAGGUCAUAAACAGUUGUGGCAGAAAAUCAAAUAAACAUGUUUUCAAUUACA